Messenger RNA from Diachasma alloeum, 2277 nucleotides. It is a transcript of the gene Sply, whose product is annotated as sphingosine-1-phosphate lyase. The coding region runs from base 560 to 2188 and encodes 542 amino acids. Lineage: Eukaryota; Metazoa; Arthropoda; Insecta; Hymenoptera; Braconidae. The record is from RefSeq and is a predicted model, not a curated record. Gene Ontology annotation, cellular component: endoplasmic reticulum. The transcript has 7 exons. Gene Ontology annotation, molecular function: pyridoxal phosphate binding; sphinganine-1-phosphate aldolase activity. Gene Ontology annotation, biological process: carboxylic acid metabolic process; sphingolipid catabolic process.
UCAUUUACCUUUUCCUUUCUUCUGAAUUAAAUAUUAAAAAACAAGUAAUUCUUGGAAAUUCAAGUCAAUAAUGAAUUUGAAGUGAAAUAUUUUGUCUCAUCGAGGUUGAAAUUCAAAUUAAAAUAACUUAAUAAGUCAAGCUCACAAAUUGUGGGAAAAAAUACUGAUUAACAACCCACAAGAGCCACAAAUUUCCAAAUUCGUGAUAGUUCACACCUGCAAAGUGUUAUCUUUCAAUUCAGUUCAUCAAGUUAAAAAUCUUUAAAUUGUUACCGAUUAAAUCGUAUUAUUGUCUCGAUAAAAAUCAGUGUUUUUUGCGCCAUCAAGUAUUUUUUCAUUAUCUGUUGUUGAGUGAUAACAGUGAGAUAGGAGUGGACUGCUUAGCAUUUCAUUGUUAUGUAACAAUUUUUAGCGUCAAUUUUUAACUUCUUCCACAAUUCAGAGUAGAGUAGUCUUGGAACUUUGCGAUUUUACAAGGAAAUAUCGACGAAAUUCCUAAAAUAAUAUAAUUCAACUCAUUCAAACCAAAACUACUGAAGAGAAUACACAUAAAUCGGCGAUGGAUACUGUGAAAGGAUUUGUAAACGACACAUUCAAAGACCAGGAGCCCUGGAAAAUUGUCACAAUAACGACAGGGUCAGUCUUGAGUGCAGUCUGGCUGUGGAACUUUUUGCACCAGGACGAGAGUCUCGUCGAGCGAGGAAAAAAAAAGAUAUUCAGAUUAGUCAGAUGCCUUCCGUCAGUUCGCGAGAAAAUACAGAAUGAAUUGGAUACGUUGAAUUGCACAUUUGAGAGGGAGUCCUUGGAGAGAGUGAAGGACGUUGACUUUGUCACCAAACUGCCGCUCAAUGGUUUGGCUCACGAGCAGGUCCUUGGAGAAGUUAGGAAGUACAUUGAAUUGGGUGAAUUUGACUGGCAGAAUGGCAAAGUGUCAGGCGCUGUUUACAGAUACGACGAGAAGCUCAUUAAAUUGCUGUCCGAGGUUUAUGGAAUUGCCUCGUAUACGAAUCCACUGCAUCCAGAUAUAUUUCCUGGUGUCUGCAAAAUGGAGGCUGAGGUUGUGAGGAUCUCAUGCAAAUUGUUUCAUGGAGAUGAGGCGUCUUGUGGAACUAUGACAACUGGAGGGACGGAAUCUAUUUUAUUAGCCUGUAAGGCUUACAGAGAUUACGCAAAAGAUGUUAAGGGAAUUAAAAAUCCUGAAAUGGUGGUCCCAUCGACUGUUCACUCUGCUUUCGACAAAGCUGCUCAAUACUUGAAUAUCAGGGUUCGGACAGUGCCGAUGAAUCCAAACAGUUGUACUGUCAAGAUCAAUGAUAUGGAGAGGGCUAUAAAUAAGAACACAAUUAUGCUCGUUGGCUCAACUCCAAAUUUUCCUUAUGGCACUUUUGACAAUAUUGAGGCGAUCUCAGAGCUGGGAGUCAAGUAUAAUGUCCCAGUGCAUGUUGAUGCAUGCCUGGGUGGAUUUUUACUCUGUUUUAUGCCUGAUGCUGGCUUCAGUGUGCCAAUGUUUGACUUCAAGUUGCCGGGAGUGACUAGCAUCUCAGCAGACACGCAUAAGUAUGGAUAUGCACCAAAAGGUUCAUCGGUAAUCCUCUACAGAGAUAAAAAAUACCGGCACUAUCAGUUCACUAUCACAACAGACUGGCCAGGCGGUAUUUACGGUUCACCAACUGUCAAUGGCUCACGAACUGGUGGAAUAAUCGCUGCCUGUUGGGCUUCACUCAUGCACUUUGGGUACAGUGGCUACUUGGAGUCGACGAAAAAAAUAAUUGAAACCACGAGAUAUAUAGAAACCGAACUGAGAAAAAUGGAUGGGAUAUUCAUCUUUGGUACUCCAGCUACCUCUGUUAUCGCCCUUGGCUCUCAUCAAUUCCACAUUUAUCGACUCUCUGAGGGUCUCAACACCAGGGGAUGGAACCUCAAUGUCCUCCAGUUUCCCAGUGCUAUUCACAUUUGUGUUACUCAUGUUCAUACUCAGGCCGGCAUUGCUGAUGAAUUUUUACAUGACGUGAGAAAUAUUCUCGUGGAGAUUAAGAAGCAUCCUGAGGAGCCCGUUGAAGGAAUGUUCGCGAUGUAUGGAAUGAGUCAGACCAUCGCCGACCGGACUGUGGUGGAGGAUUUAACGAGGUCCUUCAUCGACUCCAUGUACUUCACUCCCUCGGAAGAAAUCGAGGAGGAAAUGAAUUAAAUCCGUUUCAUUUUUAAUUGUAAAUUUAUUUGAUCAUUGCGAAUGCUGUAUUUUUUUUAUAUUAAUAAAAAUGUUCUCCAUUUUCUUAA